Molecule: messenger RNA, 1645 nt
Organism: Alexandromys fortis (reed vole)
Lineage: Eukaryota; Metazoa; Chordata; Mammalia; Rodentia; Cricetidae
Product: coxsackievirus and adenovirus receptor-like
Exons: 7
Coding region: 78-899 (273 amino acids)
Biological process (GO): homotypic cell-cell adhesion
Cellular component (GO): basolateral plasma membrane; intercalated disc; bicellular tight junction
Molecular function (GO): cell adhesion molecule binding
Source: RefSeq, a predicted model, not a curated record
AUAACUAGAAGCAAGGGAAGCUGGGGACCCACAGCAACUGCUGAGUUCCUGUCACUGCCACCCAUUGGACGGCCACCAUGGUGCUUCUGCUGGGCUUCCUGCUCCUGUUGGGAGUCACAGAUUUCACUGGGAGUAUGAGCAUCAACACUCCAGAGCAGACAGUUCAGGAAGCCCAAGGGGAAACUGUGCACCUGCCCUGCAUGUUCACCCUUAGCCCCGAGGACCAAGGACCACUGGACGUUGAGUGGCUUCGGCUUUCAGGACCUAAUAACGAAGUGAUGGACCAUGUGGUUAUUUUAUAUUCUGCAGACAAAAUUUGCGAUGACUUCUAUCCAGAUCUAAAAGGACGAGUGCAUUUUACCAGUAACGACAUCGGGUCUGGGGACGCAUCCAUAAAUAUAACAAGUAUCCAGCUGUCGGAUGCCGGCACCUAUCAGUGCCGAGUGAAACGAAGCCCUGGCGUUGUCAACAGGAACAUCCAGCUGGCUGUCACUGGUUUCACUGGAGGUGUGAACAUCACUACUCCAGAGCAGACAGUUCAGGAAGCCCAAGGGGAAACUGCGCACCUGCCCUGCAUGUUCACCCUUAGCCCCGAGGACCAAGGACCACUGUUCAUUGACUGGAUGCUGCUCACUGGACCUGAAAAUGAGGUGGUGAAUCGUAUGUUUAUUGCAAGUUUAGCAGGCAAAAUUUACGAUGGCUUCUAUCAAAAUAUGAAAGGGCGUGUGAAGUUUACCGGUAAUGAUCUCUGGUCUGGUGAUGCAUCUAUAAAUAUAACCAAUGUUCAGCGCUCUGACGCUGGCACCUACCAGUGUGAAGUGCUCCAUGGCGCCGGUGCUGCUAAGAGGGCCAUUCAGCUGACAGUUGUCGGAGUGGAGCAUGCCUCGUGCUUCCUAUGAAAGAGCUCUGUGACUGUACCACAGCCCUGGCCCUAGAAUUGCUAAUCAUCUUCCCCAGAGAUCACAUCAAUUGAACUUUUAAUUAAGUUUUGCCAAGUAUUUGAUCCUGUGAAUCUCACGAAAUGUGCCUUGCACUCCUGCGCUCCUUCAACCUCGAAAGAACCCUUUGUGACAAUAAACCAGUGUCUCGUAAUUCUGUUCGACUCUCUGUCUUCAAUUCACCCUGUGUUCUAAUGUUAGAGAACCCAGCACCAAUAUAUCAGUUGAUGAAAACAAAUAUGAUUUGAAUUCUGAGCUCUGGAAAAAGAAUCUAAGUCCUUCAAAUAAACAAUAUUGCUUUAGCUCCAUUCCGUGCUCUCUGGAGGACAGGUGUAAACACCGGCAGUUUGCUUACUGUCUUGCUCUGUCCUUUAUUACAGCCGUGGCUCUCCAGUACUGGGCUCCUGUAAUUCAGCUCUGGAAGCGCCUCCCCCAGGGUGCGGAAGGUUUCACACUAAUAUUUUGCUUUAUUGGUGUGCACGUGCAUGCAUGUUCUUCACUCACGCUCCACUCCAUUUUGUUGAGUUGGGGUCUGUCACCUGAGCCCGGAGAUCACAGAUUUGCUGGGCUUUCCCAGGCUGGGGUUCAGCUCAUAGCCCCCACUUUGGCUGGCUCACAACUGCCUGCAGUGCUAGCUCUGGGGCAUCCAGGGCCCUUUUCUGGCUUCCGAGGGGGCCCAUACAGAUGCACAAUGCACACACACACAG